Pseudozyma hubeiensis SY62 is the source of this 453-nucleotide messenger RNA. Its product is annotated as monocarboxylic acid transporter. The coding region runs from base 1 to 453 and encodes 150 amino acids. The record is from RefSeq and is a predicted model, not a curated record. Lineage: Eukaryota; Fungi; Basidiomycota; Ustilaginomycetes; Ustilaginales; Ustilaginaceae. The transcript is spliced from 2 exons.
AUGCUGUUCGUGAUGGUUAGAGAAGGUAGCGCCGAUGAGAACAAGUCGGCGAAACCGAUUUCGGAGAGAGUGUCACUUUUUCGACGCACAACACCAGGCACCGAGCGUGUGCGCAAUAAUUCUCGACUCGACUCGCAGGAAGAGCAGAGCGCGCGCGACUCUUGGAGCCAGAAGCCCAAAAUUGAGCGAGCGUUCUUCCAGCUUCUUCUCAAGGCGCAGCUAAGAUUGUAUGCAAUGGAUCGGGAGAUGCUUUUCGUCGUGUCCGUCCCCGAUCGAUUUUGUCACCGGCCAUUUCAGAGACGUUUCAAUGCAGCGACCCUCCUUCUACGAUCCUUGCCGCCGUCACUUCAUGUCCAGCGCAGUCCGCUCUCGUUGCAUCUCACCCAUCACUUCACCCUCAGCAGACAGUUUGAACCACAUCGCAUCCGCUCCUUCCAACACUUUUCGCACUGA